AGCUAAAGGGGUAUAUCUAACCCAGAUCAGGAACAUGACGAGGGGCAGAGAAUCAGGCCCCCUUCUCCAGCACUGCAGUUCCAAUCCAGAUGGGUGUCCCUAGAGUCCCAUUUACACACAAGAGUUAAUUGUGCUCUUAUUGAAAUAUGUCCUUUGACUCAAAGACAGGGAGGAAAGGUAGAAGUUUAUAAAAAAUACGAGCAAUGUGGAGAGAUUUUUCUCUGUCUCGUGACUCUAGAACUCAGAGCCUCCCCCACGGAAGUGAUUGGCAGGACAUUCAGACUAAAGGAAAAGGAAGCAUUAUUUUCAUUCAGGCCAUGCAAAAUCUGUGGAACUCACUGCAACAGGGUGUAGUGAAUUAAUGAGGAGUGGAGCACAGCACAGAGUGAACUUCCGAAGCAACCAAGGGAUAAAAUGUGGGGAAAUCCACUUGUCUCUAGCCACACUAGAGUUAUAAACUAGGCUCAUUCACACGUUAUGUUGGACACUCGUACAAUGAGUGUACAAGCACAGAUCUGUACACAGGUACCGUCAUUCAUGCUGAACACAGGCACACCAGAAGCAUGCUUCCUAUCUGCACCGUGCAUUGGAAGGGCCUGUAUCCAGGUUCACUUAUAAAAUAAACCAGGUAGAGUCAUUCACACAAACACAUAUGCAAGUAUUCAGACAUCUAUACACUCGUGCAGCACAAUGUCUGAAUCGGACUAAAGGCAUGAGGAUACCAGCUACUUUGUCUUCAGUUUCUCUCCUGGAUACAGCCUAUUAAAAGAGCUAUUCAGUGUCUGCAAAGGAUGGGACCUCCCUCUUCAGAGACAUCUCCCCAGAAGAACUCCAUUUCCAGAUUGCAUCUUAGUAAGAAGUUGGCAACAGGGUGUUGUUGGGCAUCAGCUCGGCAUGAGCUCACCGUGGUUUUAUGCCUUCCUCUCAUUUUUCCAAAGCCGUCCAAUUUUAGCAGCCUAAACUAGAAAGGCUACCGUUAAGACAUCCCAAAAAUAAUAGCAAAAAAAAAAAAAAAAAAGAGCCAACAACACAGCACGCUGAUCCUCUUCCAGCUCUGGUCAAGUUGACAGGCUUCUCUUAUUUCCCCGAUUGAGGGGAAAGUGUCCAAACCAAUGGAAGACGGAGUGGGGAAAAGGCCUCCUAUAUAGCCCUCCUGAUCUUCUUCUCUGCUUCAGUUUCAAAGCGACUUACCCUCUGCUUCCUCAGGACUCCCCUGGCCCUGAACUUUGCAAGGAGGUCGUCCCAGUCCCCUUCCUGGAGUCUUUCUGUUCUGGAGAAAUGCCCGCACUCACCUCGGUGCUUCUGUCCUUGGUUGUGCUUGAUUAUGUCGCAGCUCAAGGCGAAUGGACGUCAUGGUUCAACGUGGACCACCCUGGCGGCGAGGGUGACUUUGAGACCCUGGAAGCCAUCCGCUUCUACUACCGGGAGCGGGUGUGUGCCCGGCCCACAGACAUCCAAGCCCGGACCACGGAGUGGGAGCUACCCGAGGAGGUGGGAGAAGUCGUCCGGUACAAUGCCCAGGAAGGCUUCCGUUGCCUGAACCACGAGCAGCCGGGUGGGAAAAGCUGCUCCAAUUACCACGUCCGUUUCCUCUGCCCCCCAGAUCCCACGGACUGGCUGGGAUGGUCGGACUGGGCUGCCUGGAGCUCCUGUUCCCGGACAGCUUGUGGCAAAAGUGGCACCCAGACCCGGCAACGCAGCUGCUUGAAUGGCUCGGGUUCGGCCUUGGCGCAGUUGCCGAAGUGCCCAGGGAAAUCGACGGAGCGCCGGGUCUGCAUGACGGAACCCUGCCCAGAGGCCAAGUGGAGCAGCUGGGGAGCCUGGAGUCCCUGCUCCAAGAGUUGUGGCAGUGGUGGGAAGCGUCUGCGUCGGAGGAGCUGCCCCAAAUCCAAGCUCUCUCGGUGUGCCGGGCGUCCCUCGGAGGUGCAGAAAUGCUCUCAGCUGCCCUGCCCAGCCUGCCAGCUCAGCUGCGACAUGGGCAUUCCCAGCAAGGACUGCAGCGGCUGCGUCUGCCCCAACCACACUCUCCUGGGCACGGUCCGGAGCGCCGAAGGGAUGGCUCUCGCCGACGCCCGGAUUUUCCUCGCAGAACGGCCUCUGGCACUGCUGGCCCGCAGUGACUACCGGGGCCAAUUCACCAUCCGCGGCAUCUGUGCGGGGAGCAGUGCCAACAUCAGUGCGAAACGCGAGAGGUUUGCCCAGGCGGACGCCUCGGUCAGCGCCAAUAGUUCGCGAACAUCUUGGGCCGAGAUUGUGCUCCAUUGGCUCGAAAAACCAUACGUGGUGGCCCAUCCCGAAUCUAAGGUGAGGACCAUUGGACAGAAGGUGCGGUUCUGCUGUCACAUCCGGGGCACCCCUGAACCGAAGAAAUACUACUGGUAUCACAACGGGACGCUGCUGGACCGGAAGACGUACAAGUACGACCACAGCUUGAUCCUGCGAAAGCUGAAUUUGCAGCACGCUGGUUCAUACCACUGCAAAGCCAGCAGCGAUGUGGGCUCCAUCAAAUCGUCCGCGGCUCGCUUGACGGUCAUAGACCCUGGAGUGCCAGCUUGUUCAGCCCAGCCAGAGGAAUACCUCAUCCGGCUUCCUGACGACUGUUUCCAGGAGGAGACCAGCUCUUAUUUCUACAACGUUGGCCGUUGCCCCGAUGCCCGCUGUGCCGGGAGCCUGGCCGACAGUCUUCAGUGCCAAGAUGGCACUGAGCAUUGCUGCACAACGCGGCGCAUGGAGGAGCGGGAGAUCCAUUGUGUCGGCUACAUCCUGCCCGUCAAAGUGGUCGCCGAGUGUGGGUGUGCCCCCUGCACCCACCCGAAGGUCUUGGUCCGCGGGAAAGCGUCGGCAGCCGACAACGGGGAACCCCUGCGCUUUGGCGAGAUCUACCUGGGGGUGGAGAAGAUCGGCUUCACUGGCUACCAGGGCACCUUCACCAUUGAGGUGCCGCCCGACACGAAGCGUUUGGUGGUCAAAUUUGUGGAUCGGAUGCAGAAGUUUGUGGACACCGUCAAGGUCUUCCCUUUUGACCAACGUGGUGGGGCUGUCUACCAGGACGUCAAGCUGAUGAGGAGGAAGAAGCCCGUUGAUCUGGAGGCGCGGGAGACCAAUGUCAUCCCACUGGGAGAGGUUGCUGGGGAAGACCCUGUUGGUGAGAUAAUCAUCCCUCCGGGCUCGUUCUUCAGGCCUGAUGGACAAGCCUACAACGGCACAGUAAAGGCCAGCGUUACCUUCCUGGACCCCCGGGACAUUGCCACGGUGAACGCUGCCUCCAGUGACCUGAAUUUCAUCAACGCUGAAGGCGAUCUCUUCCCCCUCAGGACUUACGGUAUGUUUUCGGUGGACUUCUGGGAGGAGGAGACCCACCGGGGCUUAGAAACGGGUCGCGUGGAGGUGAAGAUGGAUGCCGAGCUGAUCAAGAUGCCCGACCACCUCCAGAAGAUGAAGCUGUGGUCCCUCAACCCCGCAACGGGACUGUGGGAGGAGGAAGGGUCCUUCAGGCCCAUGAAGGAGAGGCGUGGGAAGCGCGAGGAAAGGGCCUUUCUCAUUGGCAACCUGGAGAUUCGUGAAAGGCGCCUGUUUAACCUGGACGUCCCGGAGAACCGCCGCUGUUUUGUCAAAGUCCGGGCCUACAUCAAUGAGAAAUUCAACCCCAGUGAGCAGCUGGAGGGGGUAGUGAUUACCCUCAUCAACCUUGAGCCAAGGCCUGGCUACCCAUCCAACCCUCAGGCCUGGGGUCGGUUUGACAGCGUAGUGACAGGCCGCAACGGUGCUUGCUUGCCUGCUUUCUGCGACAGCCAGCGGGCCGAUGCGUACACAGCCUACGUCACGGCUACCAUGGGAGGGGAAGAGCUGGAGGCUGUGCCCUCCAGCCCGAAACUCAACCCUGGCGCGGUGGGAGUCUCCCAGCCUUACCUCAACAAACUUGGCUACCGGCGGAGUGACCACGAGGACCCUGCCCUCAAGAAGACGGCCUUCAAGGUGAACCUGGCCAAGCCUAACCAGAACAACAUCGACGAGACCAACGGGCCCAUCUAUCCCUACCGGAGCCUGAGGGAAUGUGAAGCCGCACCGGUCACGGCCAACCAUUUCCGGUUCUACCGGGUGGAAGUGGAUAAAUAUGAGUACAAUGUGGUCCCUUUCAAGGAGAGCGACCUGACCACCUGGACUGGGGACUACCUCUCCUGGUGGCCCAACCCUCAGGAGUUCCGGGCCUGCUACAUCAAGGUGAAGAUUAACGGGCCUCAAGAAUAUAUGGUGAGGUCACGGAACGUGGGGGGAAGCCAUCCAAGGACUCGGGGACAGCUUUACGGCUUACGGGACUCCCGUAGCGUCCGGGACCUGGAGGUCUACAACAGCUCAGCGGCUUGUGUGGAAUUCAAGUGCAGUGGGAUGUUGUAUGACCAAGGACUGGUGGACAGGACUUUGGUGUCCAUCAUCCCUCAGGGGAGUUGCUACCGGACGGCUGUCAACAGCUACCUGAGAGAGUACCUCGGCCGUCACCCCCCCGUGGUGGAGAACAACGACACGGCAGCCUUCACCAUGUUGGCCCCGGUGGACCCGCUGGGCCACAACUACGGCAUCUACACCGUGACGGACCAGAACCCUCGCCUCGCCAAGGAGAUCGCCAUCGGGCGCUGCUUCGACGGCACCUCGGACGGCUUCUCGCGUGCAAUGAGGUCGGAGAGGGGCACGGCCCUGACUUUCACUUGCCACGAGAAGCCCGUGGGGCGGAAGAGCUUCUUCCAGCGUCUCCUUGAAACCCCCGCCCAGACGCUGACUGAGAUCCGGCGUGAGAUGGGUGGCAACGAACAGCUGCGGGGCCCCUCGCGAGUGGUGGCCUACCCAUCAGGGUUACGGACCGUGUUCCCCACGCCGACCCGACGGACCCCCAGCGGCCGGAGGAGGGUGGGCACUGCCCGGACCCGGCAGUGAACAAAUGUGGAGGACUGUUCGGCCACGUUCCUGCCCCCCAACACAUUCCACAGCUUCCUAACGUUGAGGACAACCAUGGGGAGUCUCUCACUGUGGCAGGUAGUACCCUGUGCCACAGGCCUAUUCUCUAGAACCUGCCGCACAAUAAGACAUCAUUUGCUCAUUGUCUGACAUCUUCAUAUCUGCCACUGCUCCCCCUUCUAACCCCACCUCUGCCUCCUAGACCGUGCCCCCCAAGAGCUUUCUCCUGGCCUCCUCCUUGACCCCUGACCACACCCCGGGACUUUCCCACCCUCCAGUUCUCAGACAGCAGCAGCCAUUUGCUGCCAGAUAUUUGCUUAUCCCCAAUGAUGUCGCUGUAUCUGACAUCCCAGUUGACCCUAGAACCACCCCCGCCCGACGGUGGCUCUGUUGUACGGUGUGGACAUAGAAACAACGCUAGCAAAAUGUCACAAGAAGCGGCGUUGGAAGAGUGUCAGGGUUCUUGCCAGGGGAACAUGUGGAGAUUUUCAAGGGAAGCCAAUCCAGUUUCUAAAAGACAAGCAGGCGGAAGGGGUGAGUGGGUCGGGGUGGUUCUGUACAUCCCUGUGUGGACAUAAACACAGAAGCAGCACCCUGAUGGACCAGCCCAACUUUCUGUCUAGGUUAGCAACCCUUGUCCAUUAGUGGCUUCCCAGAGAGCUCUGAAAUGCCACAAGCAGGGACAGAGUCGCCAUUUUGCAUGCAAAGGUUCCUAGGUUAAGUCCUUAGCAGCCUCCUCUGUGUAUACCAGUUGCAGGGGAGCAACAGCAGGAGGGAGGGCCUGCCCCUUUCAACUCCUGCCUGUGGGCUUCCCAGAGGCAUCUGGUGGGCCACUGUGGGAAACAGGAUGCUGGACUAGAUGAGCCUCCUUGGGCCUGAUCCAGCAGGGCUGGUCUUAUGAUAACUUCAUGGAGGAGAGGUCUAUCAGUGGCUACUAGUCGGAGGGCUAUAGGCCACCUCCAGCCUCAGAGGCAGGAUGCCUCUGAGUGCCAGUUGCAGGGGAGUAACCGCAGCAGGAGAAAGGACAUGCACGCACCUCUUGCCUGUGGGCUCCCUGGAGGCAUCUGGUGGGCCACUGUGCGAACCGGACGCUGGACGAGAUGGGCCUCCUUGGGCCUGAUCCAGCAGGGCUGUUCUUAUCUGCAGGUGGAAAGCCGCCUGCCUGGAAACUUGGGGGGCUUCUGCCCAUCAGAGCAGACAAUGCUGAGUUAGAUGGAUCAAAGCCUUGGCUCAGUUAGGCAGCUGCAUAUUUUAUUAUUUUAUUAUUUAUUUGAUUUAUAUACCGCCCUUCUAAAAAUGGCUCAGGGUGGUUUACAACAAAAUAAGAACAAUUAAAAUCAAAACUAAAAUGAUUAAACAAUCCUUUAAACAUUAUGGGGCUAUAGGUGAGAGGAAGAGCAUCUGCUUUAAAUGUAGAAGGUCCCCGGUACAGUCCCACUUGACAGUUUCCCCAGAGCGCUGCUGCCAGUCAGAGCAGGCGAGCUAAACAGGCCACAGGUCUGGCCCAGGAUAACAACACAGUCUACCAGGAGCAUCCAGAGUUCAGUGGAAGAGCAUUUGUUUUGCAUGCAGAAAAUUCCAAGUUCAACCGCUAGCUGCAUCUGUAGGCGGGGCUGCUGGAGAGGAGAGCUGGUCUUGUGGUAGCAAGCAUGACUUGUCCCCUUAAGCCAAGCAGGGUCUGCCCUGGUUAAUGCAGUUGAGCUGCUAUGUCCGAAUGCUGGCCACAUUCGGACAUAGCGGCAAACCGCAGGUCCUCCGUUCUGCGCAGGCUUCCUUCGAUGAAUGACGGAAAGCUGUGGCAGCCAAUCAAAGAGGAGAGAGGGAGGAACUUCCUACCCUCAAAUUUGGUUUGUGCAGCUCGCACAAACCGGAGAACGAGGCGCCAGAAUCCGGACGACACGAGGCCGCUUUUUGACCUGAGGUUUUGGCGGCAAAACUGAAUUGCAACCUAAGGUACCAAUUCAGGUUUGGGGGCUAAAACCAAGUGACGAAACUGCAGGCUCACACAUUCAGACAACCAAGAUCUUCAGCCACUGGUAGGUUGUCUCCGGUUUGGCGUUAUGUCUGAAGGCGGCCACUGUUAAUCAGAUCCAGUCUGCGUAAUUAUUGCUUGUACUGAAAUGAAUGCAUGUUGGGACCAGAUGGCAUAUGAGUAAUUUAGUUCAUUCAUUAUGCUCAUUGAUUUUUGUAACAGAGGCAGGGACAGGAGUUCUUUUGUAACACAGCAGAGUACCUGGCCUCUCUCUUCUUUUUAAAACCAUGACAUGACUCAUCCGAUGCUGCAUUCAGUUUGAAGCAGAUAUACAUCCCUAGUAUAUACAACUGAGAACAUGUUAUUUUGGAAGUGUGUGUGUGUGUGGUGGGGAGUUAAUAUUGUAUUUGGAAUGUGCCGCCUUCUUGAACAUUUGCUUGGAUUUUGAAACUGAAAAUCCAGAUUUUGUAAUAUGGAUGUUUCGUGAUUUGGAAGGGGAUAGACAGAUAGAACCAUGGAAUCACUCUGCAAUUGUUCUGUGUAUGCUCCACCCAAGUGUACCUUUUAUAUCUAGCAUGAAAUUCCGGGGGGAAAGAAAAGGUGUUGCAAGUACGAAGCAGAAAGCCACACAUGCACAACACUGGUUGGCAGGUGACUGUGCCGUCACCUAGAAACCACACACCCCUCCCCACCCCACACCCCUCUCACACACACACAUACACAGAAUCAUCCAGCACUUUCUAAAAAUGCUUAUUUUUUAAAAAAAAAAUUAUAAGGUGGUGAAUGAACAGAGAGAUGCAUAACAUUUGUACAGCACUUGUUAAAAAUUAGAAAGAAAACAGCCCACGUAAAGCAACAGGGAGAGAGACCAAGCUGACUGAGCUAUUUCCUUUUAUGUCCAUCUGUCAUGUCAGUUUGCAAGCUGUGAAGAAAGAGGGCUUGGCUCAUAUGAGUUCACCCUAAUGCCUAGUAUACAUGGCCUGACAUCUCCAUAACACCUUAUACUACAUCUGUCUUCACCUCUAAAUCCUUUUUAAAGACAUUGUUUAUGCUAGCUCCUUAUAUAAGACACCUGUCUCCCCCGUAAAACUUUCUGUCUCCACCCUAACACCUUAUAAAAGGCAUUUGUCUUCACUCUCAUAGGAAUUCGAGUGCAGACAGAAGUAAUAUAAAUUACUGUGAAGAUGUAUUGUAUAAGGUGCUAGGGUGAAGAAGAUGUCUGCCUUCACCCUGAAGCAGAUUUGACCUUUGCUAUGCCACUUCUGUGCGUGAAUGGAAACUCAGUUUUAUAUAUGUUUUUAAAGACCUCAAAAUAUCAGAUGGUUCUGUUUUUAGAAACCAGAUAUUCCCACAAAUUGCAUUUGUGUGAAAUGGUGAGACCCACCAUUGGUUUUAAUAAUAUCUAAAAGUCAAGGAAGCCCCCGUUAAUGGAUUUAGAAGGAAAUCCCAGCUUGGUGGAUUCUCUCGGUCUGGCCCGUGACUGGUCAAAUUGCCAAGUCUUUUCAUUGGCAGAAAGUUGGUUUUGUGACUGGAAUGGCGCAGCUGCACCAUAAAUGGCCUCAACUGAUCAGGGGACCCUUCUGCUCACUUGACAAAAAGAUAUUUGGGGGGCGGGAAAAGGGGGAAAGGGGCAGGAUGAGGAAUCCUACUCGAUAAGCCUUUUCAACAUAGGACAACCCUGUUUUGCCGUGACAUGGAAGCAACUUGAUAUAUGUUAUUUAUUGCAGAAUAUAUAGUUGUGUUUUCACCAG
Molecule: messenger RNA, 8673 nt
Organism: Hemicordylus capensis (graceful crag lizard)
Lineage: Eukaryota; Metazoa; Chordata; Lepidosauria; Squamata; Cordylidae
Product: cartilage intermediate layer protein 1-like
Exons: 8
Coding region: 1279-4929 (1216 amino acids)
Source: RefSeq, a predicted model, not a curated record